AAAAUCCUAACAAGGAAAUUGGAGCUACUGGGAGCGGAGAAACAAGGAACAUUUUGUGUGGACUGUGAGACCUACCACACCGCUGCCUCCACCAUUGGCAACCAAGGGCAGGCUGGCAAGCUGAUGUACGUGAUGCAUAACUCUGAAUAUCCCCUCAGCUGCUUUGCUCUCUUUGAAAAUGGUCCCUGCCUGAUCGCAGAUGCCAACUUUGAUGUCCUCAUGGUGAAACUGAAAGGCUUCUUCCAAAACGCCAAGGCAAACAAGAUAGAGAGCCGGGGUACGCGGUACCAGUACUGUGAUUUCUUGGUGAAGGUUGGCACUGUUGCCAUGGGGCCCAGUGCCCGGGGAAUAUCUGUGGAGGUGGAAUACUGCCCAUGUGUAGUAGCCAACGACUGCUGGAACCUGCUGAUGGAGUUCAUGCAAAGCUUCAUGGGAAAUCACACUCCUGGAAUCCCGUCUGUGUUUGGCAAUAAGCAUGACAGCAUCUAUAGCCCGGGGGACACUAUGGCUCAGUACAUGGAACUGUUCAACAAGAUCCGCAAACAGCAGCAGGUGCCAGUAGCUGGGAUCAGAUGAAAAUUCCUUGAGACUUUUUUUGUUUCUUUUUUAAAGUGACAGUAUCUUCUUUUUGGAUUGUCCUCCGGGGUCAGGAGUCCCAGCUCAACCGUGUCCUAAAGAAGUCUUCCCCCUAACGGAAAACACCAUUCAUCUCCAUAUGGCUGGGGAAGAAUCAGUUUUUCCUAUCUCCAAUUUUGGCCUCAAAUAUAUUUGUAUUUCAUCUCUUAUUUGUUGGUUAGCCUAUUGACUCUGGUGUAUCUCAGUGCAACAGAAAUUCUUGAUUCUGGGCAUCAGUAUUGUUCUGCAGAAGGAAGUAAAAAAUCCAGCUGCGUGUGCACAGGCAGGGUUUAUUGUCCCUCAUUUUCUUUAGCUACUGACUGUUCAAUGUGGGUUUUCUGGAUAUUCAUAUGAAGCAUUUGGGUACCACUUGAAUAAAAUAAAGGCUUAUUUUCCUAUAAGGAUGUUAAGUCUUUUUAUCCACCUUUUAAUGACUCAACCAACCAACCAAUCAAUGGAGGUGCUAAUGGUUCUU
Molecule: messenger RNA, 1090 nt
Organism: Pelodiscus sinensis (Chinese soft-shelled turtle)
Lineage: Eukaryota; Metazoa; Chordata; Testudines; Trionychidae
Gene: MED20
Product: mediator complex subunit 20
Biological process (GO): regulation of transcription by RNA polymerase II
Cellular component (GO): mediator complex
Molecular function (GO): transcription coactivator activity
Source: RefSeq, a predicted model, not a curated record